Messenger RNA from Mercurialis annua (annual mercury), 1054 nucleotides. Its product is annotated as probable 6-phosphogluconolactonase 4. The transcript is spliced from 3 exons. Lineage: Eukaryota; Viridiplantae; Streptophyta; Magnoliopsida; Malpighiales; Euphorbiaceae. The record is from RefSeq and is a predicted model, not a curated record. Gene Ontology annotation, molecular function: 6-phosphogluconolactonase activity. The annotation marks the transcript as partial. Gene Ontology annotation, biological process: pentose-phosphate shunt; carbohydrate metabolic process.
AUUCGAUAUUCUAUUUUUAUCUAUAAAACGCCAUCAUACUAUUCUAUUUUAACACAUCACCUCAACAGAAUCAUUUACUUCCCCAAAGAAAACACAGAAGCAAAGAGCAGCAAGAGCAAGAUGAAGAAAAUUGUUGAAGUCUCCGAUACAGAGGAGGCCGUGGCUAUUUCCAUGGCCAAAUACACUGCUCAUCUGUCCCAUAAGUUCGCUAAAGAACGAGGCUAUUUCACCGUCGUUUUAUCCGGUGGUUAUCUGAUCAACUCCCUCAGGAAGUUGGUGGAACCUCCUUAUAUUAAUUCCGUAGAUUGGGCAAAAUGGCAUGUUUUUUGGUUGGAUGAGAGGGUUGUGCCUUUGGAUCAUCCUGAUAGCAACUAUAAGUUGGCUUAUGAUGGUUUUCUCUCUAAGGUACCAAUUCCUUCAGAGAAUAUUUACCCCAUUGAUGGCACCCUUGCAGCAAAGGGUGCAGCUGAGGAAGCAGCUGACGAUUACGAAAAGCGUCUCAAAGAUUUGGUUAACAAGAAGGUGAUAGAUCUCUCAUCCAGUGGAUUUCCAAGGUUUGAUCUGCAGCUCUUAGGAAUGGGCCCAGACGGGCACGUAGCUUCUCUGUUUCCGGGGCAUCCUCUGCUACAAGAAAAACAGAGAUGGGUGACAUUCAUAAGAAACUCUCCGAAACUACCUCCGGUCAGAAUCACCUUCACCUUCCCUGUCAUCAACUCAUCUGCAUACGUUACGAUGACAGUCGUCGGUCCUGGUGAAGUUGAUGCAGUGGCUACGGCACUGGGAGAGAAUCAAACUUAUCCUCUGCUGCCUGUUCAAAUGGUUGCUCCUGAGGUGGAAUUGAAGUGGUUCUUGGACAAAGAAGCAACUUCAAAGCUGCCAUAGAAAUGCACAAUAUUAUGAGUUGCUCACCUAAUACUUAAUAAUAAGAGCAAUUUCAUGUUGUGGUAUUUCUUGUUUGUGGCUCAGUCCAUGUACUAGAUUAUGUAAUAAUAAACAAGUAGCAAGGCUUUCCUCCUUGUGUUUGAUUAUAAUUAAGAAGAUAUAAUUAAAUGAA